This is a messenger RNA of Brachypodium distachyon (stiff brome), 1173 nucleotides long. RefSeq lists its product as uncharacterized. The record is from RefSeq and is a predicted model, not a curated record. Bases 527 to 1054 code for a protein of 175 amino acids. Lineage: Eukaryota; Viridiplantae; Streptophyta; Magnoliopsida; Poales; Poaceae. The transcript has 2 exons.
ACCAGAGGUGUUUGGGUGGAGCACACCACGCAAUAAUUCUUAUAAUCAUUUUCCGUUAGUAGAAAUAAUAAAAAGCAAUACGGAGUAGAAAAAACUAGAACUGUACUGGUUUUUUUUUUCCCACCCAAAUAUUAGGCUGGGUCUGCCCCUGGUGGCUGGUGCCGAGUUGCCAGCUGUCACCUUACAAAAAUGACCGCGUAUCCCUGGCCGCGAUUGACGAUUUUGCGAGCCGCCGGCGUAUCUCGAUCUUUCCCGUUUUAGCCUCAUAAGAUGGGCCGUCCGAUCUCCUGACGGCUGGAUAGGCUCGUUUGUCCGCCCGUGACACGCGCCGCUGUCCAGCACCUCUGUGUUCCACGCGUCUCAGCCACGUGUGAGUCUAGUGCCACGACUCAACGGCGUCGUGCCCUCUCGUAGCACUACUUGACGCGCCGAUCCAUGCACACGCCGCAAAAUACUACAACGCCUUCGCGUUUCGUCGUGAUAUCAUCGAAGUCCUUUGCAAGCCAACAACGAACCUGAACCGGGAAUGGCGGAAGCCAGGGACACCACGGCCGGCAACAGAGUCGACGACCAGCAGAACGGUCGCGGCGUGGCAGCAGCCCCACCGACCGCCGCGAGAGGCAGCGCGACCAUAUCCAUCACGAUCGUCCUCCUCGCGCUUCUCGUGGCCUCGGUCGCGGCGUUCCUCGUGUCGUCGCCGCCAGAAGGCAAACCGCGGAUGGAGAUGGAGGGAGCUGGCUUUGGUAGCGGCCGCUCCGGCGCCGAGCCGGUGGAGCAGGCCGUCGGCCAUGGCGUCCCCGGGUUCAACAGCCGGCUGGACGCGUUCCGCGCGUGGGCGAAGCUGGCGUGGAUGAAGCUUCAGCGGCGGCGCUCCGAUGAGCCUCGGUAUGACACCGGUGGAGUCGCCGGCUCAGCAGCUGAGGCGUCCAAGAAGAGCAUGGAAAUGGGCAAAGAGACCGUGGAGCAGGCGGCGGCCACCGCGGCGGAUGCCAUGGGGAUGGCCAAGGACAAGGUGAAGGGAGCGGCCGCGCCAUCCUCCGAUGCAGAGCUCUGAGCAGAGCAUGUAGUCGCCGGCAAAGCGUGUAGUCGUAGUGUAAGUUGUUGCGCCGUGUAAAAUGUAAAUGUGAUACAUACACUAUGUACUCGUGGAUAGUUUUCUGGAGGGCUCGUCAA